Messenger RNA from Chelonus insularis, 3525 nucleotides. RefSeq names its product protein bicaudal C (gene BicC). The transcript is spliced from 10 exons. Lineage: Eukaryota; Metazoa; Arthropoda; Insecta; Hymenoptera; Braconidae. Gene Ontology annotation, molecular function: protein binding; RNA binding. Gene Ontology annotation, cellular component: cytoplasm. The record is from RefSeq and is a predicted model, not a curated record. Bases 331 to 2883 code for a protein of 850 amino acids.
AACGAUUUACUUAUACUAAUAGACUGCGUGACGACGUCCAAUUAACAGGACGAACUUCUUUCGCGUCUCGCUAGUUUAGUCUCUAGUUCUCUUUACUUUAUUUUACUCCGAAAUUAUUUACUUUUUCCUAGAACUUGAGAUUACGUGUCUCUUUGUCUUUCACUUCUUCAUUCAAUAUCAAUCCGAUGUUCAAGAUUUCACAUCAGUGAUUACCAACCCUUUUCGGUUGGUUGCCCAAUCCAACGAUCUCUAUUUUUUCAACAUACUUCUUGCUACUUUGCAGUCAACUAGAUCAUCUUAUUUAUAAAAGAGCUAGCUGGAGGUACAAAGAUGAAACCAGACGAAUUGAUCCCUCUUGAACGGCGGGCUUUGGAAACAAUGUCCGAGACAUCUGAAGGCACUACAACAACAAGUGUCUCAGGUCAUCAUGGAUUCGAAACACGUGAAGAACUCCUAGAGUUUGCAACUAUGUUAGGAGUUACUAAUGUUGAUGAUUUGCAUCGUGAACGCUUCCGAGUUGAUCGCCGUAAACUGGAACAGAUGCUUUUGGGAAACGAUGACAAUUUAGAACCUGCUGAUACAUUUUUUCAUAAGAUAAUGGAUAAGACAAACACUCUCAUAACGUGGCCAUCGCGAUUGAAAAUUGGUGCCAAAUCGAAAAAAGAUCCACACAUCAAAGUGGUGGGUCGAAUGGAAGAUGUUCGAUUAGCUAAAGAGAGAAUUAUGCAAGUAUUGGACACACGGCAGAGUAUGCGAGUAACAAUGAAGCUGGAUGUAAGUUACACUGAUCACUCACACAUUAUUGGAAAAGGUGGCUUAACAAUAAAACGUGUGAUGGAAGAAACAGGAUGCCAUAUUCAUUUCCCUGACAGUAAUCGAAGCAAUCAUCAAGAAAAAAGUAAUCAAGUGUCUAUUGCUGGUGAAUUAGAAGGAGUUGAAAAAGCUCGUGCUCGAGUUCGUAAUCUUACGCCGUUGAUUUUUUCAUUUGAAUUGCCAAUAAUGGGUUCAAUACAAACAAUCCCGGACUCAACAUCACCUUACAUCAUCAAAAUUCAAGAAAAGUACAAUGUACAGGUCAUGUUCCGUACUCGACCAAAAUUGCAUGCUACACUUGUGGUCGUUAAAGGAUGUGAAUGGGAAGUAGCUCAAGUAAAAGAAGCUACAUCUUUUCUUAUUCAUCAAAUGUGUAAAAAUUUGGCGAACCAAAUUUCCGUACAAAUGACUAUGGAAAUUUCGCCACAACAUCAUAGUAUUGUACUUGGUAAACAAAAUAGCAAUUUGAAGCUUAUUAUGCAACGUACAUCUACUCAGAUUAUUUUCCCUGAUGCUGGUGACCCAAACAUACCCAGCCUAAAAAAAAGUUGCGUAUUGAUAAUAGGAGGAAUUAAUGACGUUUAUCUCGCUCGUCAACAAUUGAUUGGAUCACUUCCUCUCGUACUGAUGUUUGAUCUUCCCGAAAACUCUGUUCCGUCUUUCGAUACUGAUGGAAUAUCACAAUUGAUGCAAAAUUUAGACGUUUUCAUCAAUAUUCGUCACAAACCAAAACAGAGUAGUCUUUCGGUAAUUAUAAAAAGUGUUGAGAGAAAUGCAAGUAAAAUGUAUGAAGCAAGAAGGCAGUUAUUGAGUCUAAAAGAACCGAAAGUUCAAGCAUCAAUACCAUCAUCAUACAACAUUCCACAUGCUAACAACGCCUUCUUGGGAAAUUCACAUUCAAUGAAUGGAAACUUAAUGGGAUUCUCAGAUUCUCUAGCCAAUGUACAAUUAACAAUCAAUACUCAAACCCCAUCACCGUACAGUCUAUCACCAUUAUCAUUGUCUCCAAACCCGAUGAACUUUUCAUCAAAUUGGGCAAUUCCUUCGCUCUUUUCUCCUAUUAUUAAUCCUACUUCGUAUCCCUUUAAUCAUCCGAAUGUGCAACUCCUAGCUGCAACACGUCAAGCUAUGCAAGCAAAUUUACUUAACAGUCAACAACAACACCAACAAAAUAAUCACAAAUUAAAUAAUCCAUUCCAUAACCAUUUAGUUGAUUAUUUAUCAUACAGCAGUGCUUCUAGUACACUGUCAAGUCCUACUGAUAGCCCUCGGAAUGUUUCUCCAAUUGGAACAGUUGAGCAUGCUACAAGUAUGGAUAUUUCAAGUGUAUUAUCAGAUCUUUCAUUAUCUGAUCGUCAGAGUGAUAGUAAUUCAGUAAUGACUGAAUUACCGAAACAACAACCAAAACAACACUCUCAAAACCAUCUGUCUACAUUUGAUUAUGAACAGAAGAAAAUUUUAGCUGUGAAGGCCAUGCAAAAUAAACUUAAAUCUUCUGAAUAUCGAGUUCCAACAACUACUUGGUCAGGAUAUGGAUUCAGUCAGACAAUGCCUGCAACUAUUACUUCGUUAGAUUCGACUGCCAAUCAGACAUGUAAUUUACUUAAUGAGCAUUCAUCGAACAUUUGGGAUGAUCCGAAAACUCCUUUGGCAUACACACCACCAUUGAAUUUCAAUCUUGAUACUGAAAAAGACGACCCACUUCCGUUAGGUAUGACUUCUACUUACGUCGAUCACACACCGAAUUCACGACUUGAGAAAAUUCUUUCUGGAUCUCAUACUGAUUUAGCGAGUAUGCUAGCUAGUGUUGGCCUUGAAAAAUAUAUACGCCUCUUAACAUCUCAUGAAGUUGAUAUGACUACAUUCCGUUCACUAACUGAAAAAGAUUUGAGUGAGAUUGGAAUUACUGCUUGGGGUGCCAGACGUAAAAUUCUUCUACUUAUUGCCGAAAUUAACAAACGAACUAUGCCAUUUUCUGGAAGUGCUGCACCGGGAGCUGAACGAAAGUCGUCUUUAACAAAUUCGUCAAAAUCCAAUUUACCCAGUGCAAACAUCGAAAAUAAAUGGUAGUUCUUACUAUUUUCAUAAAUUAAAGAAAAAAAACAAGGAAGUGAAAUUUUUAUCGUAGUGGUAUUUGUUAAAUAAUUAGUAAGUGGAAGGUUGUAACGUACUUAAUGCAUGUAUUUAUAUUUUAAAAAAUGAUAAAAUCAAAAAAAAAAAAAAUUAAUUAAAUGAAUGAAAUUUUGUUAAACACGUGAAUUAUAUAUACUCAAAAAUCAUGCAUGUAUUUUCUAUUUUUUUGUUUCUAAUGUAUUCGCUUCCUUGUUAAUAUUGUACCAAGUACAAAGAAAGAAUAAUUAAGUAUAUUUUGCCACAAUAAUAUGGUAUAAAUAAUAAUAACAUUUAUACACAGCAGAUCUUUCAAUGCGCUUAUGCUGGUAAUUACGCGUAUAUGCAUGAUAAAUAAUUUAUAGAAUUUUUAUUAUAUUCGAAUUUAUUAGAGGAAUAAUCCAAUUAUAAUUAUUGAAGAAUUAUAUACAGUAAAGAAAUUUCAAAUUGUAUACUGACUGGUAUUUACGAAACCGUGUCGUAUUUUUGUAUCUGUGAUACUUUCCCGAAAUCAAAAUGAUUCUACAUGGGAAAAUAAUUAGUAAAUGAAAUUUAUUUAACCAUCAUAGUCACAUUAAAAAAUACACACCAAUAUUUCUUAAA